Lobosporangium transversale is the source of this 858-nucleotide messenger RNA. RefSeq names its product Phytochelatin synthase-domain-containing protein. The coding region runs from base 1 to 858 and encodes 285 amino acids. Gene Ontology annotation, molecular function: metal ion binding; glutathione gamma-glutamylcysteinyltransferase activity. The record is from RefSeq and is a predicted model, not a curated record. Gene Ontology annotation, biological process: detoxification of copper ion; cellular detoxification of cadmium ion; response to metal ion. Lineage: Eukaryota; Fungi; Mortierellomycota; Mortierellomycetes; Mortierellales; Mortierellaceae. The transcript has 2 exons.
AUGCUUGCUUCAACCUUUUACCGCAAAGAACUGCCAUCGCACCUUGACAGUAUCACUAGCGUGAAUGGAAGGAGAUUAUUCCGGGAAAUGAUCGUAGCAGGCACGAGUGAGUGUUUCUUUAGCCUCUGUACGUCUUUUAAUACCCAGAGUGACCCUGCUUUUUGUGGGGUCUCCUCCUUAUCGAUGGUCCUCAAUGCAUUGGAGAUCGACCCGCGUAGACAGUGGCGUGGUGUAUGGCGCUGGUAUUCGGAGGAGCAACUGGACUGUUGUGCCAGUAUCGAUGAGAUGAAGCUCAAAGGCAUUACUUUUAAUCAGUUUGCUUGUUUAGCAAAAUGUCAUGCCAAAGUGGUUGCAAAACGAGCAGAUCACCAUACUCUUGAGGAAUUUAGAAGGGAUGUUCAAACCAUUGCAAGUUCUGAAGGGACCCAUUUAGUUCUUUCUUUUUCCAGGGCCGCGCUUGGUCAAACAGGCACCGGUCAUUUUAGUCCAAUAGGUGGUUAUCAUGCUAAAGAGGAUAAAGUGCUCGUUCUUGAUUCUGCGAGGUUCAAAUAUCCACCCUUCUUUGCUACGGUUCGGGAGCUCUGGGAUUCACUCCUACCGAUAGAUCCCGAGACAGGAGUGUGUCGAGGAUAUUUUUUGGUUUCAGCAACAGCGGAGCAAAUGCUAGAUGUUGAAAGACGCCGAGUUCAUAGAUCUCUUUUAGAGAAAGAGGAAACCCCAGUGACUUCCUCACUUCCCUCGAUAUCGUCAUCUGUGGAAUCGCUACGGCUCUAUAAGCCUGACUUGCAACAACAUAAUAUAAUAGCGGAGGAAGAAGAUGAAAUUGGGUGCGGAUGUAAUUGUCAUGCUUCUAAAUAG